UCGGAAUAUUCAUUCGGUUGGGUUUGCCGAUUGUGUUGCAUUCUGAACGAGACCCAACAUUUCAAAAUCUGUCAACAGUGGCAACACUCUUUGCGAGUGUAUCCGCAUCGACCAUUCAAUUAAGGCAGGUUGUUUGAACUUGUGCCUUGAAACCCGUGACAGCUUCUUGUGAUCUAGCUACACGCAACGGGAUACGAGGGUCGACCAGGCGGUCAAUGUCCUCUGGAUCGUCUCGCUUGUUUUUGCCAUCGCAAGUGCCAUCAACAGUCAACUCACUUAUCAGUGAGUGGAGUACGCCGAUACAAGUCCACCUGAUCAUCUUCUUUAGAUGGUCUUCAAUUGUAUUCAUGACCCCACUCUCAGCUCUCCCAUGGUGGAGAUCCCUGUGGAUCCGCCGAGCGCCUCUCGUCUUUCUUGUUCUAUCCGUAAUAUCAUUCUCCGCGGGCGUUGUCUUCUUCACAUUCUCUCAUUUUUCGAACCAUCCAAUCAUCCCAUUCUGCGUCACAGCUGCUUCAGCGGUCUCAGCAGCAGGACUUUUUUUCGUCGGGACCUGGUUCAUUGCAGAGUAUUUUUCAUUUGGGAGCGGAACGAAGACAGGGGACGAACAUGAUUAUUUGUUCCAUUCAGCAUGGGAUUUGGCGAGUGAUUGGGUUCUGCA
This is a messenger RNA of Cantharellus anzutake, 658 nucleotides long. RefSeq lists its product as uncharacterized. The transcript is spliced from 4 exons. NCBI's taxonomy places the organism in Eukaryota, Fungi, Basidiomycota, Agaricomycetes, Cantharellales, Hydnaceae. The record is from RefSeq and is a predicted model, not a curated record. The annotation marks the transcript as partial.